CGAGCAAAAGUCCCAGUUUUUUACAUUUUUUACAGUUCGAAUUUUUCACUCCUUUUUCUUUUUUCUUUCUGUUUUCGAUUUUCAAUCCACUCAUCGUGUUCUUUGAACCCCGUUUCUUCAAUCAUCCAUACACACACACACAAACAACAAAUGCAAGGCACUGGUUACGGUUACCCUCCGGCAGUCGACCCGCUGUUUGGCUACUUUUCGGCGGUCGCUGGUCGUGACGGCCAGAUUUCUCCCGAGGAGCUCCAGCGAUGCCUCCAGGGCGCUGGCUACGGCAACGGCUGGGAAACAUUCAGCCUCGAGACUUGCCGCCUCAUGAUCGGAAUGCUCGACCGCGACGGCAACUUCCAGAUGGGCUUUGAGGAAUUCAAGGAGCUCUGGAACUCGCUCAACCAGUGGAAGCACACUUAUUACACUGUUGAUCGCGACCGCAGCGGCACUGUGAACGAGCAGGAGCUGCACCAGGCCAUUCGCACUUACGGCUACAACCUCAGCCCCGAGGCAUUCCGCGUCGUCUUCAAGCGCUAUGCUCGCCGCGAACAGACCAUCAUCACCUUCGAUGACUUUAUUGCCGUCUCGGUUCGCCUGCGAUGCCUGUCGGAGAACUUCCGCCGCCGUGACACUCACCAGAACGGCACUGCCAUGUUGUCCUAUGACGAGUUCAUCCGUUUCUCGUUCGUCGUCUAAGAGCACGUGCAGGCUAGUUUUUUGUCGCAUGCAAGCUGAAAUGAAAUGUUUUGCGGGGGUUUUUUUGCUGGCGUGCAUCAUCUUCGCAUGACUUUUGGAUGUCACACAACACCAACAACAAUUUUUGCACCAAAACUCGUGUAUUCGCCC
Messenger RNA from Capsaspora owczarzaki ATCC 30864, 843 nucleotides. RefSeq names its product sorcin, variant. The transcript is spliced from 5 exons. Gene Ontology annotation, molecular function: calcium ion binding. The coding region runs from base 151 to 693 and encodes 180 amino acids. NCBI's taxonomy places the organism in Eukaryota, Filasterea, Ministeriida, Capsasporidae. The record is from RefSeq and is a predicted model, not a curated record.